Drosophila kikkawai is the source of this 1097-nucleotide messenger RNA. RefSeq lists its product as uncharacterized. Lineage: Eukaryota; Metazoa; Arthropoda; Insecta; Diptera; Drosophilidae. The record is from RefSeq and is a predicted model, not a curated record.
GCAUCAAAUUUUGAAAAACAAAAAAAUCUAAUUUCCCGCCAUAUUUAUAUACACAUUCAAGUUUAUAGUCAACAUCAUUUUAUUUGUUUGUUGCAGUUUUCGUUUAAAUUUACCAUUUGCUCCUGGUGAUCGUGGGCCCCUCGGUUAGAGUGCUGCCAUUCCAGAACACAAUGGCCCACAAUGCAACAGUAGUGACUCGCAAAUCAAAGUCCUCUCGCAUGGUGUAUCCAUCCAGGACUCUACAGGUCACAGACACUGAACCGCCCAAGGAUAAGGUGCCAAAGAUGACUAGCACCCGCGAUGUUCAGACCGUGCGUCGGGCCAAAGUCUCAAGCCCUAUUGUUCCGGAUGCAGCAACUAAAAUUAAUGUUAACGAUCUGCACCGCUUAGGUAUAUGCCAGAUGGUAAGUCCCUCCAAGACCCAGACCCGAGCAGCCGGAGGAGGGGGACUAGUUGCCAUACCGGGACAGAAGUAUCACAGAGAACAACCGUAUACUCCACCACCACAAAAGACCACUCGAUCCGCAGCGACCAAUUCGGCUGUCCAGAAACUGACACCCAAGGAGAGCAGGACAGUCAGGGAGCAAACAGAGUUGAAGGAUUUGAAGAACUCUAAAGUAUAUAGGGACCCCAAGGAAGCCAAACCUAUUAAGGAACCCCAGCCCAAGGGAGCUGAUAAAACACCCCAUGCCAGCCAUCGCCAUUCGCGUCACCAGAGCGAUCGCACCAAGACUUAUUUCGAUAAAUAUCUGAAGUUUGCCUUCGAUCUGAGCACUCCCGAAGGAGUCAAGCAACUGGAGGCUCACUUCUUUCCCGACAAGGAUCUCGUUGGCGCUGGCACUUCGGGCAAUCGGGAGGAGUAACCACAACCAUAUCUGAAACAGAGAAUGUGAGAGUGUAGGCAUGGCUAAAUUAUUAUGUUUUUAACGUUUGCGUUAUUGUUAACGGAACCCAUACUUGUGAAAUUAAAUGUAUCAAGUGACAUGACUUUAGCUAUUAUAAUUAUGCAAGUGCUCAAGUGCUUAAGGAAAUACUCCUUAAUCAUAGUAAAUCUUGGAAAUACAUAACGAUAGAGAUUAAAAAAAUCACUAUAUCAU